AUGGCUUGGUGCAGCAGCAUAGUGGGAUCCCCUUGUUUUCCAGUAGUCCUGAUCCUGAUCAUGGAGUCCUGUUCUAAGAUUGGUCUUGUCAAGGCUAUGGGAAUCCUCUUUGGACACCUCUCACGGUCCAUUCAGAUGAGUUCGACUGAUCUGGGAAUCGCGCUUGGUCUCUUCUAUACAGUCGGCUUAUUAUCAAGAGCUGGAUACUGCGCUUUGCGUAUGACCUGCAUCACUGCCCUCCACAGGCUUGCCGGUGAGAACUUCAACCUCUUGUUCAGCCUAUCGACUUGCGGAUACGCUGCAGGAAUGGUUCUAUUCCCUUUCUUGGCAGAUGAACUGCUGACGGCGUAUGAUUGGCGAGGGGUUCUGCUGAUUCUCGGAGGUGUCAUGUUAAACAUCAUCCCCUGUGCCUUAGCCAUUCGGAUAACACCAGAGGACUUCACGCCAAGAGAUUAUGAGGGGUUGCAGAGACGUCUGGAACAAGUGGAAUCCGAUACGAUCUCGAUUGCAGGAAGUGUCAGGAGCUGUUCGGACGCAGAAAGAGACAAUGACCGUGAUGAUGCUGUCAAAGACACUGACCGUGAUGAUGCCGUCAAAGACACUGACAUGACUCCGCUCUUGACCUCUUCAGCUAGACACGAUAGGUACGUGAGAAUUGAUGCGGAUCAUCCAUCCCCAGACAAUGAAAUACCUCACAAGAAUCGCCUGGCAUACAUUAACGGUAUUCCCGGCAAGAUUUCAUCGUGGUUUCGUAGUAUGGGGUUCUAUGACGACCCCUUUUCUCUAUUCAUUUUCCUAUCCAUUGACACGCUCUUUUUCGUAUACAAUGGAUGGCACGACUUUCUUCUUCCACAUGCCCUCCAACGAGGAAUCUCUCAACAUGAUACAAUCAUAAUCACCUUCGUUGCUGCUGUUGGAAACCUCUCUAUUCGACUCAUCAUCGCUUGCCUAACCCACAAACUAGUUGAUCCAGUCAACAUUUACCUCGUUUUAACCAUCGUAAACAUCAUUUCGUUGACAUGUGAUGCAUUCCUUCCUCAUUAUUACGUCAUGCUGGUGACGUCAUUUUGUUCAGUGGCUGCCAUUGCUGGGAGAGCCGUGCUGGGAAUUCUAAUUAUCAGGAACCGAGUCUCACCCGAAAAUGUUCCCAUGGCCUUAAGUGUGAACAAUCUCGUGGAAGCUUCCGGAUUUUUUCUCGGUGGAUAUUUAUCAGGGUUCGUGGCUGACAAGUUUUCAUCAUAUGACGCAACAUUCAAACUCCUCGCCUUGGUCGAUGUUCUUACCUUCAUCUUUAUGUUGUUUCCUAAAAUAGUGAAGAAACCUGAAAUGUCCUCUGACGUAGAGACAUAAGAGUUGCAUUUACACUGCAACCAACAAUCGUCGA
Messenger RNA from Strongylocentrotus purpuratus (purple sea urchin), 1384 nucleotides. RefSeq names its product monocarboxylate transporter 12-like. Gene Ontology annotation, molecular function: monocarboxylic acid transmembrane transporter activity. The record is from RefSeq and is a predicted model, not a curated record. The transcript has 3 exons. NCBI's taxonomy places the organism in Eukaryota, Metazoa, Echinodermata, Echinoidea, Camarodonta, Strongylocentrotidae. Bases 1 to 1350 code for a protein of 449 amino acids. Gene Ontology annotation, biological process: transmembrane transport.